AAGAUCCGGUUUUCCCUUUUCUUCUUCUUUCUCUUAAAAGUACUGUUUCUCUUUUUUUUCCCUUUUUCAAAUCUAUAUCUACAUAUGUAUGAUCGAACUCCGUUUGGAUUGAUGUGAACAAUAACAAUUAGACGCAUAUAUUUAUUUAUUGAGGAGGUGAGAGUAGAAGAGAGAGAGAGAGAGAGAAGGGGAACUCAGGUUGUUUCAUGGGCAAUACAUGCCGUGGAUCAUUCGGAGGCAAACCUUUUCAGGGCUACAACGAGCCCGAAGAUAACUCCAGGCCGAAAUCAUCAUCAGCUCGUUCAAAUUCUUCAGACAGUUUGUCCCCCACCAGCUUGACCUCCCAACAACUUGUUGCUCAAGAAUUCUCUAAAGACAAAAAGGACCCUAAUCACAUCAGUCCCAAGAAAGAUAACAUCAUGAGCCGCGGCAUCACUAACCAAGCUUACCUUGUGUUGGGUCACAAGACUGCUAAUAUCCUUGACUUUUAUACCCUUGGCCAUAAACUAGGACAGGGUCAAUUCGGCACAACUUACUUGUGCACUGAGAUCUCGACUGGGAGUGAGUAUGCUUGUAAAUCUAUAUCCAAGAGGAAGUUGAUUUCCAAAGAGGACAUUGAGGAUGUGAGAAGGGAGAUUCAGAUAAUGCACCAUUUGGCCGGUCACAAGAAUAUAGUCACCAUCAAGGGGGCUUAUGAGGACUCUCAGUAUGUUCACAUUGUUAUGGAACUUUGUGCUGGUGGUGAAUUGUUCGACCGUAUCAUACAAAGAGGUCACUACAGUGAGCGUAAGGCAGCUGACCUCACUAAGAUCAUUGUUGGAGUUGUUGAGGCAUGCCAUUCUCUUGGUGUUAUGCAUAGAGAUCUUAAACCUGAGAAUUUCUUGUUGGUUAACAAGGACGAUGAUUUCUCUCUUAAAGCUAUUGAUUUUGGACUUUCCAUUUUCUUUAAGCCAGGUCAGAUAUUCACGGAUGUGGUCGGAAGCCCAUAUUACGUCGCACCUGAGGUUCUUCUGAAGCAUUACGGACCAGAAGCAGAUGUGUGGACAGCCGGUGUCAUUCUCUAUAUAUUGCUAAGUGGUGUGCCCCCCUUUUGGGCUGAAACUCAGCAAGGGAUAUUUGAUGCUGUUUUAAAAGGGCACAUUGAUUUUGAUUCUGACCCAUGGCCGCUGAUAUCAGAAAGUGCUAAAGAUCUUAUUCGGAAGAUGUUAUGCAUGCGACCUUCAGAGCGUUUGACUGCUCAUGGAGUACUAUGUCAUCCUUGGAUAUGCGAAAAUGGUGUUGCACCUGACAGAGUCUUGGAUACAGCUGUACUUUCUCGUCUUAAACAAUUUUCUGCAAUGAACAAGUUGAAGAAAAUGGCAUUACGGGUAAUUGCUGAAAGCUUGUCAGAGGAGGAGAUUGCCGGCCUAAAAGAAAUGUUCAAGGCCAUGGACACUGAUAAUAGUGGUGCAAUCACAUUUGAUGAACUCAAAGCUGGUUUGAGAAAAUAUGGAUCCACUUUAAAGGAUAUAGAAAUUCGCGAUCUUAUGGAUGCGGCUGAUGUAGACAACAGUGGGACCAUUGACUAUGGAGAGUUCAUAGCAGCAACCAUUCACUUGAAUAAACUUGAACGUGAGGAACAUCUUUGGGCAGCAUUCCAAUAUUUUGACAAGGAUGGAAGUGGUUAUAUUACAGUUGAUGAACUUCAACAAGCUUGUGCCGAACACGGCAUGACAGAUGCUUUCCUUGAAGAUAUUAUCAGAGAAGUUGAUCAAGAUAAUGAUGGGAGGAUUGAUUAUGGAGAAUUUGUUGCUAUGAUGACAAAAGGCAAUGCUGGCGUUGGAAGGCGAACAAUGCGUAACAGCUUGAAUAUAAGCAUGAGAGAUGCUCCAGGGUCUCUUUAGAUUUUCAAUUUCAACGUGACAGGUAUACCUGGGAUGCGACAUCAAGCUCUUAAAACUGUAUUGUAUGCAUGACAGAUGGAAGAGCAUGUUCUGCAAAUAGUGGUAUGCCUAAAAUGUUGAGAUCGACAUUUGUUUCCCCGUUGACUCUGUCAAAUUCAAAACAGAGGACAAUAAUUUACUUGUUGGAGUUGGUGUUGCUUUCUUUGUAACUAGAGUUGUGUGUAGUAAACUCCAUCAUGAUGACAAUGUGUUAUUUGAUACAUAUAAGUAUGUUGUAAUUUUUCUGUUUUGGAGAGUGAAUAGUUGCAGCUGUGAAUUGUGAU
This is a messenger RNA of Erythranthe guttata (spotted monkey flower), 2206 nucleotides long. RefSeq names its product Calcium-dependent protein kinase family protein (gene CPK6). NCBI's taxonomy places the organism in Eukaryota, Viridiplantae, Streptophyta, Magnoliopsida, Lamiales, Phrymaceae. Gene Ontology annotation, biological process: protein phosphorylation. The record is from RefSeq and is a predicted model, not a curated record. Gene Ontology annotation, molecular function: protein kinase activity; calcium ion binding; ATP binding.